GAGUGGAGGGAGGGUCGGAGCGGCUCCCGGUGCGGGGCGCGGGGCGCUGAGCAGGGCUGAGCCGGCACCGCGGGGCGCUCCGCAGGGGAGGCCCUCCCCGCUACCCGCGCUCCCCUUGCCCCCGCCCAGUGCCCCCGGUGCCCCCCGCACCAUGCCCGAGCAGCUCAGCGUGGCCGACUUCUUGGCCGUGACCAACGAGGACCUCAGUUCUCCGGCCGCCGCCUUCGCCUCCAUGAUGCAGAAGUGCCGGGGGGCAGUAGGGGCUCUGGAGGAGAGUCUGGAUGGGGACCAAGCUGUGCUCCAGAGGAUCAGGAAAUAUGUGAAAGCCAUUCACAUCUCUGGGCUCACCCAUGUGGAGAAUGAGGAACAGUACAGUGAGGCCCUGGAGAACUUCGGCAACAACCACCUCUCCCAGAACAACCAUGAACUCUCCACUGGCUUCCUAAACCUGGCCGUCUUCACCCGUGAGGUCACUGCACUCUUCAAGAACCUGGUGCAGAAUCUGAAUAACAUUGUGUCCUUCCCCCUGGACAGCCUGUUGAAGGGGCAGCUGAAGGAUGGCCGCCUGGAUUCCAAGAAACAGAUUGAAAAGGCCUGGAAGGAUUAUGAGACCAAAGUGGGGAAGAUGGAGAAGGAGAAGGAGAAGGAACGAGCCCGCUUGGCUGGGGUCAUCCAGGCUGAGCCAGCAGCAGCAGAGAUGGCCGAGGACAUGCAGAAAGAGCGGCGGCUCUUGCAGCUCCACAUGUGUGAGUACCUGCUAAAAGCCAGCGAAUCUCAGAUGAAGCAGGGACCGGAUUUCCUGCAAAGCCUCAUCAAGUUUUUCCAUGCUCAGCACAAUUUCUUCCAAGAUGGCUGGAAGGCUGCCCAGAACCUCUACCCCUUCAUUGAGAAGCUCGCAGUGUCCCUCCAUGUGCUCCGCCAAGCACAGGAGGAAGAGGUGAAGCAGCUCAUGCAGACCCGCGAUUCCCUUCGCAACAUCCUGCAGCUGGAGAACAAGGAGGAAAACUUGAGCAGAAAGAACUCUGGCAGUGGCUACAGUAUCCACCAGCACCAAGGCAACAAGCAGUAUGGGACAGAGAAGUCAGGAUUCCUGUACAAGAAGAGUGAUGGGAUCCGCAAAGUGUGGCAAAAGAGGAAGUGCGGUGUGAAGUACGGCUGCCUGACCAUCUCCCACAGCACGAUAAACCGUCCCCCUGUGAAGCUGAACCUCCUCACCUGCCAGGUGCGGCCUCAUGCUGAGGAGAAGAAAUGCUUUGACCUGGUGACACACAACAGGACAUACCACUUUCAAGCAGAGGAUGAGCAGGAGUGUGUUGUGUGGGUCUCGGUGCUGCAGAACAGCAAGGAUGAAGCCCUGAGCAAUGCCUUCAAGGGGGAUGGGGGCAGUGGCGGGGUGGUGGCAGGCACCGGGGUGAAUGGCGGCAUGCAGGAGUUCACCAGGCUGGUUAUCAGUGAAGUGAAGAACAUGCCAGGAAACAAGCAGUGUUGUGACUGCGGUGCCCCAGAUCCCACAUGGCUCUCUACCAACCUUGGCAUCCUGACAUGCAUCGAGUGCUCUGGUAUCCAUCGGGAGCUGGGUGUGCAUUAUUCCCGCAUCCAGUCCCUCACUCUGGAUGUUCUCAGCACCUCCGAGCUGCUGCUGGCUGUUAGCAUUGGGAACACUCGCUUCAAUGAGAUCAUGGAGGCCACGCUACCCACACAGGACUGUCCCAAGCCUUCGGCCAGCAGUGAUAUGGCCGCGCGCAAGGAAUACAUCAUGGCCAAGUACAUGGAACGACGCUAUGUGCAGAAAAGCAGCCAGGACAACCCCCACAGCCUCUGGGAAGCCAUUCGAGCCCGUGACCUCCUGGCCCUGCUCAAGGCCUUUGCUGAGGGGCAUGACCUGACCAAGCCCUUGGCCAGCCCUGACGGUCAGGAUUCAGGUGAGCUGCCGCUGCACAUGGCUGUGCGCCACGCUGACAGAUCAUCCCUUCCCUUGGUGGACUUCAUCAUCCAGAAUGGGGGAACACUGGAUGAGGUAAUGCAGGAUGGGAACACGGCCUUGCAUUAUGGUGUGCUCUACAACCAGCCCAACUGCCUCAAGCUGCUCCUGAAAGGCAAAGCCACUUUCACCACAGUGAAUGCGGCAGGCGAGACAGCUCUGGAUGUGGCGAGGAGGCUGAAGUACAGCGAGUGUGAGGAGCUGCUGGAGCAGGCACAGACAGGGAAGCUCUCCCUACAAAUCCAUGUGGACUAUGACUGGGAGCCCCCAUCAGAGUUGGCCUAUGACAGUGAGGAUGAGCUGGAGGAGAAGGUGAGCCCCCUCCAGCGCACCUUCAAGGGCACAUCACCACUGGCCUCCAGCCCGCUGCCCGCCUGCCCCCAGACCCGCUGGAGCUGCAUGGGGAUGGACAUCACCAACAAGACCUACGAGAGCAUUCUGGUUCCCUCGCGCCCUGCACCCCGCCGGGCCCACAGUGAGGAGAUCCCCCCGCCGCUGCCCCUCAAAAACCCUACGCGGGGCAGCUCUCGUCCCAAACCCAGCCAUAGCCCCACCGAGCACCCUGAGCUGCCCCAGCAGGCAUCGGAGCUCCACUUCUCUGAGCCAGCGGAGGCACUGACACCACGCAGCCUGCCUUGUGCUAGCAGCACAGGUGCCCUGGAUGGCACCCCCAGCACCCGCAGCCCUACCGAGAGCCAGCGUGCAGCAUAUUGGGAAACCCACUCUGAGACGGACACUAGCAGCAGUCGGCAGGGGCCAGAGCUGAGUCCCCCACCUGCACAGCCCCUGCCAGGCAGCACAGUCCCCGACAUCCCACCUGUCAAGUUUAGCUCAGAGAGCACCCGCUCGUACCGGCGCAUUGGUGGCAUGGUGGGCAAAAUGGGGUUGGCUGGGUCCCCCCAGAGCCCUGGUGGCCCCGACGACCCCGUUCUCAGCAAGGUGCCCCCUGUGCCCAUGCCCAGGAGAUUUGCUCCGGCCAAGGGGAGGCAGAAGCGGGUAAAGGCAGUGGCUGACUGCAAAGGGGACAAGGCACGAGAGCUGACUUUCUCCAAGGGCGAGGUCAUCGUGGUGACACGGGAGGAGGACGAGCAGAUCUGGGUCGGCUUCAUUGAGGGCGAUGGCUCCCGCACCGGAGUCUUCCCUGCCAGCUUUGUCCACCUCUUGCAAGACUGACUGUGUGGGGGUGGCCCAUUUGUCACUGUCCUAUUGGCUGGGACUAGAGGCAGCUCCCUGCUGGGGGCUUGGUAGAGCCAGGCCACAAGGGACAUGUGGCCAGGAUCCUGGCAUGAGACCAGUGCUCUCCAAGGGGGCCCACAGACCCCCUGCACUGCGAAAACCAUCCAUGGAUGGCAGUGGUGGGAAGCUGAGGAGCAGAGAAUGGACAUGCUUGCUGCACUGGUGGGAUGAGGUUUCUGUGCCAGCCCCUGCUGAUCUUCCAUCCUUCCCAUGGGCUCUGCCCAUCCCUUGGGUUUUCUUCUUCCUUCUCUCCAAGGAAUUUGGGAUGGGGGAGCUGUAUUUGGUGACCCCCACCCUCUGCCAGAUAGUCAUGAAGCCUCUUCCUCAUCCUGGUGGCAGCCAUGGACUGCCAGUCUCCGUCUGUACCCCAACUGUGAAGCCUUUGGGAUGGGCAAGAAAUAGGAGAGGAGUCUUUUUUUGUGUCCAUCCCCCACCCCAGGUUCUGGGAGCUGCCUGGACUGGUGGAGUCUGGGGAUGAUGCUUCAAAGCUUCUCCAAAACUGGUACUGAAAUGCCAUUCCCUGAUUUGGAUGAGGGGGGAUGUUUCAGGUAGUACCACAGAGCCCCUUCCCCAUGUCCCUCACCUGGGGUGGGUGCUGGAUCACUGCCCCUUCCUGAGGCGGGGGGGGCUCUCAGAGGGGGUUUUGCAGGUUUUUCUAGAACCAGAAUAUCCCUGUACUGGUAUCCCUUGACGGCCACUUGCCUCAAUACCCCCUCACUUUACCCUUCUCAUUUCUAUGUCAAAUGCCUCAUCUCAAAACAGUAUUUUUUAAAAUGUUUUCUGUCUCUGAUUUCUAAUAAACCAUCAUUUUUUAAAGCACUUGGAAG
This is a messenger RNA of Prinia subflava (tawny-flanked prinia), 4044 nucleotides long. It is a transcript of the gene ASAP3, whose product is annotated as ArfGAP with SH3 domain, ankyrin repeat and PH domain 3. Gene Ontology annotation, molecular function: protein binding; GTPase activator activity. Gene Ontology annotation, biological process: positive regulation of GTPase activity; regulation of stress fiber assembly; cell migration. The record is from RefSeq and is a predicted model, not a curated record. Bases 152 to 3154 code for a protein of 1000 amino acids. Gene Ontology annotation, cellular component: intracellular membrane-bounded organelle; ruffle; focal adhesion. The transcript has 26 exons. Lineage: Eukaryota; Metazoa; Chordata; Aves; Passeriformes; Cisticolidae.